This is a messenger RNA of Odocoileus virginianus texanus, 2607 nucleotides long. NCBI's taxonomy places the organism in Eukaryota, Metazoa, Chordata, Mammalia, Artiodactyla, Cervidae. The record is from RefSeq and is a predicted model, not a curated record.
UUUCUGUUACUUGAUGAGCUACCACAAUGCAAUCAUCAGCUGCCAUCAGAUGGUAAAACAGUUGUGAACAUGCAAGAUUUCACUGCUUUUUGGGAUAAGGAAUUAAGAACCCCAACCCUACAAGGCCUUUCCUUUACUGUCAGACCUGGUGAACUGUUAGCUGUGGUUGGACCUGUGGGUGCAGGAAAGUCGUCACUGUUAAGCGCUGUGCUGGGGGAGCUGCCCCCGAGCCAGGGACAGGUCAGCGUGCAUGGGAGGAUCGCGUAUGUGUCUCAGCAGCCCUGGGUGUUCUCAGGAACUGUGAGGAGUAACAUUUUAUUUGGGAAGAAAUAUGAAAAGGAACGAUAUGAAAAAGUAAUAAAGGUUUGUGCUUUGGAAGAGGAUUUACAGUUUCUGGAGAAUGGAGAUCUAACUGUUGUAGGAGACCGAGGAAUCACACUGAGUGAAGGGCAGAAAGUCCGGGUCAGCCUUGCAAGAGCCGUCUAUCAGGAUGCAGACAUCUACCUCCUGGACGAUCCGCUCAGCACAGUGGAUGCAGGAGUCAGCAGGCACUUGUUCAAACAGUGUAUUUGCCAAGUCUUGCAUGAGAAGAUCACAAUCUUAGUGACUCAUCAAUGGCAGUAUCUAAAAGAUGCAAGUCAGAUUCUGCUAUUGGAAAAGGGUGAAAUGGUGCACAAAGGGACUUAUGCUGAGUUACUGAAAUCCGGGGUAGAUUUUGCUUCCCUUUUAAAGAAGGAGAAUGAGGAGACUGAACCAUCUCCAGUUCCUGAAUCUCCCACUAUGAGAACUCAGACCUCCUCCAAGUCUUCAGUUCAGUCUGAACAGUCUUCCACAGCUUUGUUGAAAGAUGCAGCUGCAGAAGACCAAGAUACUGAGAAUAUACAGGAUACACUAUCUGAGGAGAGACGUUUAGAAGGAAAAGUUGGUUUUAAGACCUACAAGAAUUACUUCAGAGCUGGUGCUCACUGGUCUGUCAUCAUUUUCCUUAUUCUAGUAAGCAUAGCAGCUCAGGUCGCCUAUAUCCUGCAGGAUUGGUGGAUUUUAAACUGGGCAAAUGAACAGGAUACUCUGAAUAUCAUGGCACUUGGAAAAGGAAAUAAAACGGAGAAGCUUGAUCUGAACUGGUACUUAGGAAUUUUUUCAGGUUUAACUGUAACUAGUCUCCUUUUGGGUGUCACAAGAUCUCUGUUGGCAUUGUACAUCCUUGUUAAUUCUUCACAAAAUUUGCACAACAAAAUGUUGAAGUCCAUUUUGAGAGCUCCGGUAUUGUUCUUUGAUAGAAAUCCAGCGGGAAGAAUUUUAAAUCGUUUCUCCAAAGACAUUGGGCAAAUGGAUGACUCACUGCCUUCAUCAUUUCAAAAGUUCAUCCAGACAUUUCUACAAGUGAUUGAGACAUCACGAGAUGUGAAACGCCUGGAAUCUUCAACACAGAGCCCAGUGUUUUCCCACUUAGUAUCUUCUCUCCAAGGACUCUGGACCAUCCGGGCGUACAAAGCUGAGCAGAGGUUUCAGGAACUGUUCGACUCACACCAAGACUUGCACUCAGAGGCCUGGUUCUUGCUUUUGAGUAUAACCCGAUGGUUCACUUUGCGUCUGGAUAUCAUCUAUUUCAUCUUCGUCUCUCUUGUUGACUUUGGGUCUCUGCUUCUUGCACAAACUUUGAAUGUCGGGCAGGUUGGCCUGAUACUGUCCUAUGCUCUCAACAUCUUGGUGUUCCCAUGGUGCAUCAGGCUAAGUGUUGAAGUUGAGAAUAUGAUGAUUUCAGUAGAAAGGGUGAUAGAAUAUACAGAGCUUGAGCAAGAAGCACCCUGGGAACUCAAGUUUCGUCCACCACCAGACUGGCCCAACAAUGGAAUGAUUGCCUUGAGCAAUGUGAACUUCAAGUACAGCUCAGAUGGGCCUCUGGUAUUGAAGGACCUGACAACAGACAUUAAACCAGGAGAAAAGGUUGGCAUCGUGGGAAGAACAGGAGCUGGAAAAAGUUCUUUCAUUGCUGCGCUCUUUAGAUUGUCAGAGCCUGAAGGUAGAGUUUGGAUUGAUAAGAUCUUGACAACCGAAAUUGGACUUCAUGAUUUAAGGAAGAAAAUGUCAAUCAUACCUCAAGACCCUAUUGUAUUCACUGGAACAAUGAGGAUAAAUCUGGAUCCCUUUAAAAAGCAUACAGAUGAGGAACUGUGGAAUGUCUUAGAAGAGGUACAACUUAAAGAAAUCAUCGAAGAGCUUCCUGAUAAAAUGGAUACUGAAUUAGUAGAAUCUGGAUCAAACUUAAGUGUUGGGCAGAAACAACUGGUGUGCCUUGCCAGGGCUAUUCUCAGGAAAAAUCAGAUAUUGAUUAUUGAUGAAGCCACAGCACAUGUGGAUCCAAGCACUGAUGAGUUAAUACAAAGAAAGAUCCGUGAGAAAUUUGCACAGUGUACUGUGCUAACCAUCGCACACAGGUUGAGCACCAUUAUUGACAGUGACAGGAUAAUGGUUUUGGAUUCAGGAAGACUGGAAGAAUAUGAUGAGCCAUAUGUUUUGCUGCAAAAUAGAGACAGCCUGUUUUACAAGAUGGUGCAACAACUGGGCAAGGCUAAGGCUGCUACCCUCACUGAAACAGCAAAACAG